GAGAGAGUUACAGCCGUUCAGUCAUUUUUGCCGUCGAUCCCGAUGUGCCAACCGCCUAUUAUCUAUGAUAGGAGUUUUACUCUCAUUGUAAACGAAUUCAUUCUCUUGGCGAAGAACAAGUUCUAAUAAAUAAAUAAGAACUAUCCGGGAGUGUAUAUUUUAGUGAUAAGAUGAUUCAUAUGAUUGUUGUUGCGGUGGAUUGUGGUGUUAGUUUGUAAGAUAAGAUAUCUUUCAGACUGCGAGGAUAAAGCUGUGAGAAAUAUGACAACAAUGGAACCCAACCCUCCUUACCUACCGGACAGCAAUUACACACAAGAUUUCUACCUCUACAACGAGUCCUACUACAAUGAAAGUUUCGACUACGAACACUACUUACAUGCACGGAGACAGGCUGCAAUUUUUGACACCAUGGAUUUUGAACGAAGGCGUUUCGUGUAUGUGUACCAUGCGUUCGCCGGCUGUAUUGUUCUUUUCAAUCUUCUUGUCGCCGUUGCGAUCUUAAUUAGUCGUAAGCAACGCAAGCAUUUCCACAACUGGCUUAUUCUUCACAUGACAAUACUGCACAUCCUGUAUGGGGCGAUUUCUUUACCUUUUUUAGCACAAUUGUUUACGACAACUGGUGCCGGUCUUGGAAGCAAUGCUGUGUGUAAGCUGUUAAAUUUUAUAACAGACGUUUUAAACUACAUGGCAAAUAUUUCAACGGGAAUUCUUGGCUUUUAUCAGUGCAUAACAGUCGUGUCUCCAAGACUGCUUAAGAGCGUUUCAAAUGCGCUGUUGGUGUCAAUCAUGAUUAUCCUGCCAUGGUUUGUGGUUUUCAUGUUGACAGCUGUAUUACGCCUCACAAUGUCCGAGGAGCAGUAUGGCCAGUGUUACAUUGUGUCGGACAAAACAGCCAUCAUUCUAUGGUUUCUAUUCUCAAAAGUGCUGCCAAUGACACUGAUAAGUGCAUGUUUUAUUACCAUGGUAACAAUAGCUUGCUUCAAAUAUAAUCUAAACUCCUCCACGUCACGCAACGAGAGACGUUAUGAUAUAACAGUAUUUGUGUCCAUUUGUUUAGCUUUGUGUAUUGCGAUGCGAUUGCCCUUUUACAUAGUAUUUUUUGAGCCCGUAACCUACAAGUGCAUAACGUCGUUGGGUAACUUGUUCUGCUCUCGCGUUAUCUAUGGACUUGACACCGCAAACCUUGCGAGCAUGGUUCUCAUACCACUGGCAUAUUUGAUUCCAAAGGAAGUUAUUAAGAGGUGCAGAAAAUUCAAGGCUAGACUUCUUUGCAAAACUGUUGACUGUAGCUCUAACAAAAAGAAACAGCAGACGAUGGAAAUGGUAUCCAUUCAGUCAACAGACAGAUCACUAUUGUAAACGGUGGAAGGUUUUUAUUAAUAAACACUGACCUUAAUGUUAUUAAGUUAUUGACCUAGUUUGUAAAAUAAACAAAGCACUAAUCAUAAAAUAUUAUUAUCUUAUGAAGAGCUAAAUAUAUUGGUUAUUCUGGCAGUGUAUUCUGCUCAGUAGAUAAUCGACGAUUAUUAACAGACGAUACCUUUAUAAUACUCUUCUCUUUUUCUUUGUAUGUUAUUUGAAUUAACAGAUCCAGGUCGUUUGUAGCUUUGCUGAAUACGUUUGAACAUAUCGAUCUGUUCCUUUAUGUGCACAAACUGUUUUGAGUCUAACGAUCAGUUCACACGGCGAAUAUAUCUUUUUUGUAUUAUCUAGGUAUUGUUUUGUUAAACCUAACCAUUGCCAGAAGUGUACAUUGGAUUCAGCUUAUACGACUUAAAUCGUUGGUUACGUAAGACUUGUCCAUACAUCAAAUUGUGUUUGGGUGGUUUACCUCUCCAUAGUGUAAGAUCGCAUAUCAAUUAAAUGAUAUAAAACUAAAAAAAUAUGUCUAAGACAAGUUCUAGUAGGAGAAACGAAGUCAGUUAUGUUAACGGCAUGUUCUCAGUUACAUGAAAUGUGCUAUGUUUAGCACAAAUACACCACCAAUGAAUGUUUACUUAAGACGUGGAAAAUAAAUAAUAAUAAGACACAACCUCCUACAAGUUCGACAGUGAAAGAGUGUAUGAUCAAUGGAAAUAAAAACAUGCUAAAACAAAUGUCAAAUUUAUUCAGAAGGACGACUUAAAUAACUCUUGCUAUAGAAUGAAUUAUUUCCUGAUAUAUUUCAGUAACUAAGUGUAUGAAAAAUGACAUAAUCUUUGCAACAAGUAUUGUACUGAAAAAACAACAGCAUUUUAAGUGCAAUAAGUUGAGGUGUCAGAAGAAUUAAUGGAAAAUGGCAUGGGAAAUAAUCGACUGUUGAAAGCAAGUCGAGAUGAUUUAAGUUUCUAUGAAGUAUUUAGACAAAAAUGUCACAAAUUCGGCUGACUUAUUUAAAAGAAUUCUAAGAAUUCGUACGGAAUUCACAUCGACAAUAACAUAAAGUCAUCUUUGUUUUCAGAAAUCACCUUACAAAUACUUAUGUCAAUAAAAACAUGUAAUCAUCUUACUUUUUGUGCUUUCUCGAUAUGUAUACAUCAAAACAGUUAUGUGUUUCCUAUUAACGUGUUAUUUAUCACAAUGUGUUUAUAUUGA
Messenger RNA from Mya arenaria, 2574 nucleotides. RefSeq lists its product as uncharacterized. The transcript has 2 exons. Gene Ontology annotation, cellular component: membrane; neuron projection. NCBI's taxonomy places the organism in Eukaryota, Metazoa, Mollusca, Bivalvia, Myida, Myidae. Gene Ontology annotation, biological process: G protein-coupled receptor signaling pathway. The coding region runs from base 262 to 1359 and encodes 365 amino acids. The record is from RefSeq and is a predicted model, not a curated record. Gene Ontology annotation, molecular function: G protein-coupled receptor activity; peptide binding.